Messenger RNA from Gasterosteus aculeatus aculeatus (three-spined stickleback), 1081 nucleotides. The record is from RefSeq and is a predicted model, not a curated record. Lineage: Eukaryota; Metazoa; Chordata; Actinopteri; Perciformes; Gasterosteidae.
AUGGAAAUAGCGGCGAUUCACUUCAUCGUCCUGAUGGCCAUGUCAGGUUUGACCAAAGGAGCUGGUGUGCUGCCAGAUGGUCCUCUGAACGCAGCUGUGGGAGAGACACAUGCUCCCAACAACACUGAUCUGAAGAACGUGAGCGGGAUCUUCGUAUCUGAUGGAUCUCUGGAGCUCAGGAACGUGACUUCUAAUGACAGUGGACAGUACAGCGUUAUCAUUGUUCGAGAUGGAGGAAAGAUAGCGGUAGGGGUCACAGAACUGGACGUUAAUGAGAGAAUAUCAGGUGCUUCUGUCAUAUCAGAAACAAACCUGUCGAUUGAGGGGAACUCUUUCAACUUGUCAUGUGACGCUGAUGGCUCGAUGAUCUCCAGAGAGUGGAAGAAGGACGGCGUGAAGCUCACUCCAGAUGACCACCUGUCACUUCAGGAGAACAACAGAGUGCUGACUUUCAACAGUCUCAGUAGAAACGACACCGGAGUUUAUUUGUGUAACGUCACCAACCCUGUGAGCCAAGAAGAAGCUGAAUACAAGAUGGUUGUUUACUAUGGUCCAGAAAAUGUUCAAAUCAAAGGUCCAAGUGACAUUGAUUUGAAAACGACAUUAACAUUAACUUGCUCUGCUGAGUCCGUACCUGCUAGUUACACCUGGAUGCUGAACUCGACAGAGAUACACAAUUCUGCCGUUUACACUAAAGACAACACUGAAUCUUCUGAUAAUGGCAUCUACACCUGCGAAGUGAUGAAUAAUGUAACUGGGAGAACAUCGUCAGCGCUCCAUGGAUUGUCUGUCACCGGGCCGCCUGGUCUGUCAGACGGCUCUGCAGAUCUUUCAGUUGGGGCCAUUUCUGGAAUAGUUAUCCUUUGUUUAGCAGCUUCUUCUGCAGGAGCGGGUGGUGGCUACUAUAUUUAUAAGAAAAAGAUCAACAAGAACGCUACGCCCCGUCCGGAAAGUAAAGAACUAGAAGUAUCUGCAGACGAGAACACAUUCAACAUAUAUGAAAACUGAAGAAAAAAACAUUGUCUAUACCUUAAAAAGGCUACUUGAAAGACAAAGAGCUCCACAACAAGACGACAAAUUU